AUGAUUCAGACAGACAGACUGUACUCUGCCGAUGACCUAUAUACCAUCCGGCAGAGAGAUGACGAACCAUUGCGUGAGUAUGCCGCACGAUUCAGCCAUGAAUACUCGAGAUGUCCGGAUACCGAUGACAGGGCAGCCUACGACGCCUUCAAGAGUGGCCUACGGUCCUCACACUUUCUGUAUCUGGUACACAACAGCAAUUGGCGUACGUACGAUGAACUCAUGAAACAAGCGGCAGUCCACGCCAAAGCUGAAUACUUCAACUCGAAGGCCGAACCUAUACAGCGGCAGGGUACCUUGAAAGCCAUACAGCGUUCCUCUAUGGUACAGGCAUCGCCGUUCGCGCCAGCUGCGCAAACUGCUGGGUACCUUGAAAGCCACAAACGCAAAGAUGCCGGAAGCUCCCAAAAGGGGCAUUCCAAGAAAAACAAGAGCAGGUACGGCAGGGACAACUACCGAGCUCCACUACCAGCACAUAACCAGGGGACGGAGGUGUUCACCUUGCUCAAUACCUCCUACGAAGCAGUGCUGAGGAACGAAAAUGAGAUAAUCCCGAAGCCAGCAUUCCGAAAGCCCAGUCGGGAAGACGGCAGGGAUACAGGGAAAUUCUGCCGAUACCACCAGCAGAACAGCCACAAUACUAAGGACUGCAUAAGCCUGCGAAAGAUCGUCGAGCGGUUGAUUCGGGAAGGCAAACUGGAUCAAUACAUAGCCAGGCCCCAGCAGGCGCCAGUGCCGAACGCCACCCGGCAGAUCAACAUGAUCAGCACGAUCAGCGGAGGCCCGACCCUGGCCGGGGCAUCCAACCGAUCGAUAAAGCAGCAUUUCAGGGCGGCACAGUACCCCCAAGUCCUCGGCAUUGAAAGUAGCCGCCACACAAAGAUGCUGAAAGUCAGGUGGGAACCCAUCACCUUCUCCGAGGAAGAAGAGGAAGGGAUCAUCUACCCACAUAACGACCCUAUGAUCAUUCGAGCCGAGAUUGCCGAAUUCGAUGUCUGCCGAAUCCUAAUCGACAAUGGGAGUUCGGUAAACGUCAUCUUCGCCGACGCAUUCAAAGAACUCGGGAUAGAUGACAGCCAGGUCAAUCGGCAACUCUCGCCUCUCCUAAGCUUUUCGGGAGACCUGGUCCAGCCAAUCGGCAGUGUCAGUCUGCCAAUCUCUUUCGGCAUAGCCCCACGAAGGACCAUGGUCUACGACCAGUUCCUUGUGGUGGACUGUCCUACGGCGUACAACGUUAUUGUCGGCCGAACGGCGCUCACGGCAAUAAAGGCCCACUUGUCCCCCCACAUGCUACUCAUGAAGUUCCCAACCUGCUACGGCAUGGGAGCAAUCAGGGGCGAUCAGUUGAGCGCUCGGAAUUGCUACGCCACAGCAUUAAAAUCGGCAGUUCCCCACAAGCAAAAGGAAGCCUUCACGGCAAUGAACCGGAACGCCCAUUCCGGUGGGACAACCUGCCGAAGAUCUCGAAACGGUGGCGCUGGACGAGCGUCAACCGAAACGGUGUGUAAGGAUCGGUACCAUGCUGAACGCCACCCUCCGUGCCGAAUUCAUCCAUUUCCUUCGGCAGAAUUCGGAGGUCUUUGCCUGGUCCUACAACGACAUGUCGGGCAUAUCCCCUGA
Molecule: messenger RNA, 1620 nt
Organism: Prunus avium (sweet cherry)
Lineage: Eukaryota; Viridiplantae; Streptophyta; Magnoliopsida; Rosales; Rosaceae
Source: RefSeq, a predicted model, not a curated record